Malassezia vespertilionis is the source of this 2751-nucleotide messenger RNA. RefSeq names its product DNA helicase. The record is from RefSeq and is a predicted model, not a curated record. Gene Ontology annotation, molecular function: DNA binding; hydrolase activity; ATP binding. Gene Ontology annotation, cellular component: nucleus. The coding region runs from base 1 to 2751 and encodes 916 amino acids. The transcript has 2 exons. Lineage: Eukaryota; Fungi; Basidiomycota; Malasseziomycetes; Malasseziales; Malasseziaceae. Gene Ontology annotation, biological process: replication fork processing; double-strand break repair via homologous recombination.
AUGCCGCGGCGCACCGUGUUCCGCACCCUCACAUACCUAUCGUCGUCGGAUAUGCUGCGCCUCCUCUGUGCAGACCCGCGGCUCCGCCCCUUUGUCAAUGCACAGCAUUUCGCGCCGUGGAGAAAGCGGUGUGCGAGGCUCUACGCUGCAGAGGCUGCGUAUGCACGCGCCAUCAUGCACGAGGACGUAGCUGAGCGCGAGGAGCAGGCGUUUGUAGAAGCGUACCAAGCGUCGCUCCUCGCGCUCGGCGUCGCACACGCGCCAACGCAGACACACGAACUCAUUAGCGCCGCGGUGCUUGCGCCUGGAAUGCCCGACGCGAGCGCAGCGCAAGAGUUUCUUGUGCCGUGGAUCCUCGGGCGCGUCGCGGCGCACGACGCAUUCCGCCUGCUGGACUGCGCCGACGCCGUCGAGCUGCUCAGUCUUGCACGUGUAUUUCUCGCCGUCGUGCGCAUCACGCGCGCAAGCGACUCCAGGGGAGGACCGAGCAGGCAGUAUCACCAGAUGCUGCACGUCCUCGACGCCGACUGCGCCCACGCCCUUGCCGCUUUUUUCGCGCCGCCGCCGAUGGAAGCGCGCCCGGCACAGCUCACCGCGGAACAGCAGCGCUUUGUGGAUUAUUCUGUGCAGAAAACCGAUUUGGUGUGUGUGCAGGCAUUUGCAGGGACGGGAAAAACACGUUCGUUGCUCGCGUACGCGCGCGAGCGGCCCAUGCAGCGGUUCCUGUACAUUACAUUCAACGCCGCCACCGCACGCUCCGCACGCGCGCAGUUUCCGCCCAAUGUAGACUGCCGGACGAUGCACGCAGUCGCGCUCCGCCACGUCACGCUGCCAGAGGGCCAGGUCCUUGGCGCGCUGCGCCCCCGCGACGUCGUGCGCCUCUUGCGCAACGCACUCCCCGACGGCAAAAGCACCAAGGAUGGCGCGCAGCGCAACGAAAAACUCGCGCCGACGUCUGUUGCCAUGUACGUCCUGCGCACCCUCGACAAGUACAUGCAGUCGACCGACGCGGCGAUCCGCGCCGACGUGCACGUCCCAAAGCACAUGACGCGCACCACGGAUUUGCGCCCGAGCGCGGUUGCAGAGAGCGUUAAAGAGCUGUGGAACGCCAUUUGUGCGGGACGCACUGCAGACGGGCGUGCCGUGCCGUGCCCACACGAUGCAUACGUCAAGCUUCUGCACCUGCGCGGCGCAGCGAUGACCGCGUUUCAAGAGUACCAUGUGCUGCUGCUCGACGAGGCGCAGGAUCUGUCCGCGUGCCAAAGUGCCAUUUUGCUGCGCGCGCGCGGACACUGCGGCAUCAUUGUCGUCGGCGAUGUCCACCAGAAGAUCUAUGGGUUUCGGGGAGGCAGCGCCGCCGCAUUCCACGCCAAACGCUACCCGCCGAGCAUGCAGUUUGCGCUCACCAAGAGCUUCCGCUUCGGGCCGCAGGUCGCGCAGGUUGCGUCGAGCAUUCUGGGGCUCAAGGCGCCCCCGCCCUGGCACACGGGCGAGUGGACGCGGCCGCACCUCUCCGGGACGGGCACAGACGCUGUCUUGCGCGCGUGGAACGGCGCGCCGCGCGUCCAUGCCCAAGUGCCGCCGCGCAAGAAGCGCAAGUGUGUGCCGGACGUUGGCCUGGUGCGGCAUACGCGCAUAUACCGCACCAAUGCACUGCUCGCGCAGGACGCACUGCACUGCGCCACACAGCCACGCCCGCCCACGCUGUACAUGAAAACGAGCCAGAGAAUGCAGGACGCGGCUUUGCUUACUUUAUUCCGCGACGCACACACACUCUACCACGGCCUCGGUCCGCUCCCGCGCUCCUCGCCGCUGCGCGAAUUUUUUGCGUGGAAAGAGCUCGUCGAGCACGUCGAGGCAGACGAUGGCGGCGGCGAUAGCAAGCUCUCGCUUGUCGUCUCCCUCGCGCCGCAGCUCGCAUCGCCCGACUUUCUCGGACGUGUGCGCCAGUUAGAACAGUGCUUUAGUGCGUCGGAAGACGCGGCAGAUGUGGUGAUGACCACCGUGCACCAGGCAAAGGGACUCGAGUGGGAUACGGUCGUCGUUGCCAACGAUUUUUCCCCCGUGUGGGAGGCGUGUGCGCCGACGCUGCAGCCGCAAGUGGCCACGUUUCUCGCGCAGGACGAGCUGAAUCACAUGUACGUGGCCUUGACGCGGGCGCGGCACACUUUGGUCAUUCCGCACGGCGUGCAGCUGUGGCUCGCAGCCCUCGACGGCCUUUUCCGCUUCCGUUUCGCGCCUAAGCAUGCGCGGAAUGUAUGCCCGCUGUGCAACGCGCAGCGCACUGCUCUCUUGCAACGGUGCAGCUCGCGGAUGCCGUUCCGUGUGAUGAGCACGCCCGUGCCGUGCCCGCCGGGCGAGUUUGACGCAUUUGUCGAGGCGCUGGGGUGCCUCGCAUGCCUCCGGCCGCGCCUCGAUGCCGACCCCGACUUGGAGGAUUUCGUGCGCUGGAUCGACGGCUCGGGUGUCAGCACAGCGUCCGGCAAGUUGAGCGCCGCUGCAAAGCUGCGCACUACGCGCAAAGCUGCGCGCACGCGCGAGGUAGAGUCGCGGCGUGCGGCGCGGUUUGCAAAGCUGCCGUUUGUCGCGUCGGAAAAUCGGCGCACACUGUACCGGUCGAUGCUGGAAGAAAAGAAAUUGGCCGUCGUGCAAUGGUUCGCCGCGGAACGCGCUUGGAUUCGCGAGGCGCGCGCGGACGGCGAUCAGGACAUGGAGGGGCCUGCCGUAUACCAGCCGAUGGCAACGCUAUAG